Messenger RNA from Trifolium pratense (red clover), 894 nucleotides. Its product is annotated as disease resistance protein Roq1-like. Gene Ontology annotation, biological process: defense response. Bases 1 to 894 code for a protein of 297 amino acids. Lineage: Eukaryota; Viridiplantae; Streptophyta; Magnoliopsida; Fabales; Fabaceae. The transcript is spliced from 2 exons. Gene Ontology annotation, molecular function: ADP binding. The record is from RefSeq and is a predicted model, not a curated record.
AUGGAAGAGGAACACAAUGAUCACACAUUGCUUGUAUCACAAGCAAUCAAGUGCCUUCCAAGAUAUUUAGUGGGGAUGACUUCUCCUUUAGAAGAAUUGGAAGAACAUGUAUUUUUGGAUUUGGCUAAUGAUGUUGGGGUUUUAGGAAUUUGCGGGAUGAGAGGAAUAGGGAAAUCAACUCUUGCUGCUGUUUUAUAUGACAGAAUCUUUCAUGAAUUUGAAGCAUGUUGUGUUAUCGAUGAUGUGGGCAAAAUUUAUAGAGUCAAUGGCCCAAUUGGUGCACAAAAGCAAAUUCUACAUCAAACACUAAAGGAAGAACACCUUCGGGUAAGCAAUCCUUAUGAAGCAACUAUUUUGAUACGAAGCAGGAUGCUUCAUUUAAAGGCCCUUGUAAUUCUUGAUAAUGUUGAUCGGAUUGAACAACUGGAGAAAUUAGCCGUAAAUCGUGAAUGUUUUGCUGCAGGGAGUAGAAUCAUUAUAAUUUCUAGAUAUGAGCACAUCUUAAAAGAGUAUGGACUGGAUGCAGUUUACAAAGUUCCACUCUUGAAUCAAACUAAUUCUCUUCAAUUAUUAUUCUAUCAAAAAGUUUUCAAAUGUGCUGAUAUUACUAGUUAUUAUGAACAAUUGGCGUGUGACAUGCUACAUUAUGCAAAUGGCAGGCCUCUAGCUAUUAAAAAAAUAUUGGGUUCAUUUUUGUUUACCCUACAUAUCUCUCAAUGGAUAAAUGUAUUGAUUAGAUUGAGAGAAAGUCCAAACAAUGAUAUUAUAGAUGUGCUACAGUCAAUGUACCGAUACCCACUACAACAUCCUAUGUAUCAGUAUCAGUACAAUGAAUGGCGACCCUGUCGCGGUCAAACCAACCAGUUGUGCCGUGAAGGAUCAGCCUGGUGGUGA